AUGAACAUCAGCGCAGCCAUCUCCCGGCCCGUAAGAAACCAGAACGAUCUGACCACCUCCGAGCAUAUGCAGUACGAAGUCGCCGGCGAAGCGAACGACAUCGUAGCGAAUGUCUUGCACACUUCUCCGGACGGGAGAUGCCUCAAAGAGAUCCUCACAGGCCAUAUGGACAUUGCCUCCACCCAGCUUUGGGAGCAGACAAUUCGUGGUAUGAGAAUCCAGAACGAAAUCUACAGCUGGGACUGCCAGGACUAUGUGAUUGAGAUGAUUGAUACUUUGGAGAACGUGGGCCUCCUUGGCUCAUUUGAGAACUAUACAGCGGUCAAGAACAGGAUAUUGCAGAUGCGUGGGACUAUUGAGGAGACGUAUCGACUAGUCAGGGACUAUGAUCCAGCUACGCUUGAGGCAGAGGAUGAGCAUUCUGAUGUCCAGACGAGCGGCGAGUCAGAGGACAGUCUACCGCAGCAUGUCCGCUCUGAAGAGCUCAUCGUGGACUCGGACGAUGAAUACGACUGA
Molecule: messenger RNA, 516 nt
Organism: Saxophila tyrrhenica
Lineage: Eukaryota; Fungi; Ascomycota; Dothideomycetes; Mycosphaerellales; Extremaceae
Exons: 2
Coding region: 1-516 (171 amino acids)
Source: RefSeq, a predicted model, not a curated record